UUCGCUUGAGGAAAAUGUUUGAAUGUUCACGCUUAUGCCAUAGCAUUUGAACGACACUAGAUGAUGAGUCUGUUAUGUGAUGAAUCUAAGCGUAAUGAAAGACGUAUAGAUGUUUCCUACACUUCAUACAACGUAGGUAAAGUGAAAUUCGCUUCUGUCAAAUAAUGACGUCACAGGAAGGGGGCACGUGUGGCUGGUUCCGUGGGACUACAGGUGAAAUGGGCAUCAGUAGCAUACGAGCAUCCUCCGUGGUUUGACGUAACCUUGAAGCAUUACGUCGCGUUGUUGUUUUGGCCAGAUUUUAGUUUUCUUAUUUAGAGAAGACGUCGACCAGCCCCCGUUCAAAGAUCUGGAGCUGACAGCCUCUCCUUUGGCCCGGAAGGAGGUCGGAAGACGCCGGUCGGAAAAUCACUAAAGGUGAACUGAGGAUCUUGACUUAUUUGGUAACAUAUUUGCUCGUCCUAAAAGGAAGUUUCGGGGAGGCGCUGUGCUAGACGGGGUCGGCCAUUCCCACAGGAACAAAAACAAUAACAACAAUAUCCGGUUCGAGAGAAAAGUAUCAGACAGGAAAAGAAAAUUAUAAGGAAUUGUGCGCGUUAUUUUAUUUUCUGUGCUUCGAACUGUCUUACAUUUUUGUUGAUAUACUUCUUAGUUCUUUAAUUAUACAUAAAGAACCUAUUAGUGAUAUUGCUUCAAAGGACUUCGCCAAACCUAAAGUUGAAACUUAUUACUGUUAUUCGCACCAUAAGCAAGGUCCCUUUGGUGAUUUCAAUGCUUUGAAAUACUUAUCACAGCUGAAUUUAUUGCGAUGCUAGACACUUCGUUAGAGAUGGAGAGGACAGAGAAUCAAAGCCAAGACACCAACAACGACAGCAGGAACAGAAGAUCAGGUGAGAAGUAUGGUCUUCGCCCUCGAACCAUCAUCAAGAGGCUCCAGCAGGAAAAGGUUCGUCAGGAGGUACCUCUUAAAAGAGUCCGCACUAAAUCUCGACCUGCCCCUUUAUCAAAGUACCGAAGGAAAACGGCGAACGCUCGCGAGCGCCAUCGUAUGAAGGAGAUCAACAACGCCUUCGAAACCUUACGGAAGGUCCUUCCAGACGCUAUGGAAAUCCAGGCCACCUCCUGCACGAUGACUAAGAUCACCACACUACGACUAGCGGCCAACUACAUCCGGUCACUAUCCGAGGUGUUGGCCGAUGACAACGAGGUGGACUUGUGUUCCAUCCAGCAUUCUUUGCAGGACUCCAUCGAGAAUACGAUCAAGGAUUCUUUCCAGCAUUCCUUCAAUACCGGGGCACCCGGUGGGCAUUCGAUGGUCAUUCAGUAUGAGACUCCAAUGCCCCAUUAUACCCACCACUGCAUCCCUCAGUUCUCCCAGUUACCGGACCUCUGUUCCUCAACUAGCAGCAUCGAGUCAUCCUCGAGUUCCUUCUCGACGAGCCGAGGCUCCGUCGGGAGCAACAGUGACUUGGAGGAGCUCUUCUCCGAUGACUCGGGGCAUCUGGAGGACAGUUUCGAUGUCUUCAAGAAUAUUCCCACGCCGUGUGUUUCCGAUACCCUAGACAUGAUGCUUUGGGCGGAUAUGGAUAACUUGACAUUUCCCAGUGAACUGUGCAAUUAAUUGGAUUUUGAAAGUGACUUUAAAAAAUUAUUAAUAUUCAGACGUUGUCAUCUGUUAUAACUUUGCCAUCGUGUUACUUUCUCGUUGUUAAGGACAAAGACAUAUUGUUGGGAAAAAAUCGUCUUUUUCCAGACUGAUGAAAUGAAUAUUUCUCGUACAAUGAGAAUUUUGCAAGCUAAUGAAUAAUCAACUGAGAAGAAAGUGAAGGUAUCCCAACUGAAAAGUUAUAAUGUCUGUAAUUUAGAUGCAUAUUUUAUUCUCAUAUUUUAUAGUACAAUUUUGAGAACAUGAACAAGAUUUGUGAUUUUUUUUACAUGAUAUUUUGUAUCUCUUUAAAGUAAGACAAUGUAUUAUGUGUGUGUUUCUAGUCAAAGAGUGCCAUAAAGUUAACAUGUUCUUUGAGAGUUUAGGCUAAGAAACAUUCCUUCUGUAAUAUUUAAAAUAGGUUACAUAAUAGUGCAUACGAGCUUGUUUUCUUAAAUGUAAGAUUAUUAAGCCUGUUAAGAAAUAAAUGUUCAAAUUGA
Molecule: messenger RNA, 2145 nt
Organism: Macrobrachium nipponense
Lineage: Eukaryota; Metazoa; Arthropoda; Malacostraca; Decapoda; Palaemonidae
Product: neurogenic differentiation factor 1-like
Exons: 1
Coding region: 809-1621 (270 amino acids)
Biological process (GO): positive regulation of transcription by RNA polymerase II; axon development; sensory organ development
Cellular component (GO): nucleus
Molecular function (GO): protein dimerization activity; E-box binding; DNA-binding transcription factor activity, RNA polymerase II-specific
Source: RefSeq, a predicted model, not a curated record